AUGGCUUCACAGCCCAACAGCGGCUCUACAUCACCGCGAAGUCCCACGAGUCCGUCGAGUGCUUCAGGUAGCACGCCGCAGUCACGUCCCGGUCAUCAACACCGCCCGUCACACCCUUCCAACCUGAGGCAGUCCCAUAUGCCGCCUCCUUCGCCGGACGACCGCCGAUCUCAGUACUUGCAGGACGACGGCAUACAUCCUCAGGAUCAUGCGCCCGCGAAUGCAAACACAGACGCGACUCAGCAACCGGGAACGAUCGACGAGCCCAGUGAGGACGAGUUGAACGAUCGCACGGCCUUGUUGAAGCAGUCGAGACAGAGCCCCAUAGAUGGCGCCUUUUCUCCCCGACCGAGGUGGAAGCCAGGCUAUGGCAGCUUCUCGAGUGUGCAGACCGCGAAUACAGACGCCGGCAGUUUCGAGCAGAGCAAAAGCUGGUUCAACAGGCCAAGUCUUGGUGGUCGGCAGCCCACUGGUAUAAAUCAAGAUGGCAUCAUACCAGGCUAUCUGCCCGAUGCUGUGACAGACGGUGUGCUUGGCCGUCCUAAGAAGACGAGCACAACACACUGGCUGGCAUCUCGGGCAGGCAUCAAACAUGAACGACUGAUGUACAUCUACUACUAUUUUCCAAUCGCGAAUUGGCUGCCGCAAUACCGCUGGAAGUUCUUACAAGGAGAUUUCCUCGCUGCACUGACCAUGGCCAGCUUCUACAUUCCAAUGGCAUUAUCUUAUGCCGCGAAUUUGUCGCACAUGCCGCCUAUCAACGGACUCUAUGCUUUCGUCUUCAAUCCGCUCAUAUACGCGCUGCUCGGUACAUGCCCGCAGAUGAUAGUCGGACCAGAAGCUGCAGGUUCGUUGUUGGUUGGAAGCGUGGUAAGUGAAGCCAUCAAGGCAGGUCACUUUGGGGAGAAUGAUGGUAUGAAGGCUGGUCAAGUCGGUGGUAUGGUCACUGGAUUGGCAGGAGCUGUCAUCCUGAUCGCUGGCAUUCUGCGACUUGGGUUUCUGGACAGCGUGCUCUCCCGACCCUUCCUUCGCGGCUUCAUCAGCUCGAUUGGUCUGGUCAUCUUUAUCAACCAGCUCGUUCCUGAGAUGGGCUUGGACAAACAAGCUGCACGUUCGGAGAGAGCACAUGGGUCUCCGCUGGACUCGAUCAUGUUUCUUUUCGAUUACGGACAUGAAGCUCACAAGCUUACCUGCGCUGUCAGCUUCGGCGCAGUAGGUGUGAUUCUGGUACUGCGGGAGUUGAAGCGGCGGCUGCAACCACUCAGAGGCUGGGGCUGGGUCGUCUUCUUCCCAGAUCGCUUCAUCAUCGUUGUGCUCUCUGCACUAUGCGCGUGGUGGUUCGACUGGGAAGGGCAGGGUCUGGACAUCAUCAACGACAUUCGACCACCUCAGGGAGUCAAGCUCUUCGAACCACACUUUCCGUUCGACAAGCAGAACUUCAAACAUGUUAGCGACGCUUUUGAAACUGCUUUCAUCGUUGCACUUCUCGGCUUUUUCGAGAGCUGCGUGGCUGCGAAGAGCCUAGGAUCUGGAAAUGCCAAGGUCGAGAAAGUCCAGAAGACGAACAAAGACGGCACUGUUGAAGAGGUAGAGGAGGCAGACGGAAUCCGCGGGAUGACGGUCUCUUCUAAUCGAGAACUGGUCGCGCUUGGCGUUGCAAAUGUGGUUGGGGGCGCCUUCAUGGCAAUCCCAGCCUUUGGUGGCUAUGGGAGAAGCAAGGUCAACUCGAGCACCGGUGGUAAGACGCCGAUGAGCAGCAUCCUGCUAUCGCUGUUCACGCUCAUCUGCACUCUUGCGUUGCUGCCAUACUUCUACUACAUCCCGAAAGGAGUGCUAUCCGCCAUGAUCACCGUGGUCUCGAUCAGUCUACUGGAGGAAGCACCCCACGAUAUCAAGUUUUUCUGGAAAGUCGGCGGCUACGUGGAAUUGUUCUUGAUGCUGCUAGUCUUCCUCACCACUUUCUUCUGGUCGCUGAGAGGUGGCAUCAUCGUCGGCAUCGUCUUUUCCCUCAUCCGACUACUGAAGCACAGCACACGACCACGCAUUCAGAUCCUGGGGCGAAUUCCAGGCACCCAGGACUUCGACAAUGCGGAGGUACUGGCCCAAGAAGACAGCGUAGAGUUGGUCCCUCACUGCCUGAUUGUCAAAAUUCCAGAACCCCUCACCUUCGCCAAUACGGGCAACCUCAAGAACAGGCUCAAGCGUCUGGAGGACCAUGGAACAAGCUACGCACAUCCUGCACUACCCAAGAUCCGCGGAGGCCAACACAACCAGAAUGUCAUCUUUGACAUCCAUGGCGUCACCGGCAUGGACUACGCUGCUUCACAGGUACUUUGCGAGAUAGUCAGCGACUACAUAGAUCGAGGCACGACGGUCUUCUUCUGUCGUCUCUCAUCACGCAAGGGAAAACUAUGGCAGCUCUUCCAAGACUCCGGAAUUGUGGAGCUGUGCGGUGGAGAGAAGCACUUUCUGAAAAGCGUUGAUGCCGCACUCAAGGCGACAGAAAAGACAAGCACCUUCUUCGAAGUUGCUCAGGAUACAGAUCCGGAGCAGUGCGCAAGUGAAGGGAAUAGCAGUCGGACGGUCACGAUGAUGCAGGAAGGCUAUGAUUUUGAUCCCGACAAUCCGCUGCCCCAUCGGAGGAAGAGCAGGACGCAAAGUCGGCCGGCGGCUCUCGAUUUUGAGAGCACAGUUGAAACUUCCUGCGUUCUGGACAUUGGCAGAAUGGCAUCCCCACGACGCAUCAGUAUCAUAGGUGCUGGUAUUGCGGGUCUUGUCCUUGGUCGAUGUUUGCUGCAGCGAGGAGUGCGGGCAGUGUUGUUCGAAAAGAGUAGACCGUCGUCGAACCGGAACAGCUACGGUAUCACAUUGCAUGCCAGCUCAUACCGCCCUCUACUGCAGCUCCUGAACCUCGAAGAGAAUAAUUUUCGAAGCAAAGUGGUGGUCGACGCCGCUGUGAACGGCUCAGGAAAGGCCGACGCCAGCAGCGAUCCUGGAACGACUCUUCGAGUCAAUCGAACCCGUUUCGAGACCCUCCUCGCUGAAGGUCUGGACAUCCGAUCAGAACACGAACUGAAAGACCUUGAUAGCACAUCUGGGAUCAAGUUGAGCUUCGUCAACGGAGCCAGUCAUGAAGCUCAAGCCCUUGUCGGAGCAGAUGGACCACACUCAAUCGUUCGACAAACGAUAUCACCAAAGACUGAUUUCAAGAUCUUGCCCUUCGCUGUCUAUAAUGGCAAACGUCGCGUGAGCUCGGAAGAUUUCAAGCAGCAGAUCAAACCGUACCUUGGAGAUGCUACAGUCGUUCAGCAGAAGCUCAGCGAUACCAUCUUUCAAAUCUCCAUUGGCGACGUUGACAAGGACGAAGUUAGCAUCAGCUAUAUUUACUCCCGGCCUGGAAGGGAGGCGAACGACGAACUAUACCGACCAGAUGGAUCGAAGUCAGCAGCAAAGGAGAUUCCAGACGCCCUCUUCCAGGAGGUGAACAGUAUUCGACACGAACUACAAGACCCCUUCAAGUUCGUCUUCGACCCCGCGACGAUGAAGAAAGAUCGCAUGUUGAACUGGCUGAUGCGGACGCUGCAAGUUGAGAGAAGUGUUCUAGACCAGGCUAGCCAUUCAGGGAUCGUUCUGCUGGGGGAUGCAGUCCAUGCGGAACCAAUCCUGGGCGGCUAUGGUGCGAAUGAUGCGAUUGAGGACGGCAUGAGACUCGCUGAGCUGUUAGUGGAAGAGGAGGGGAGGCACCUGGGGGCGUUCUAUGAGCAGAAAUUUGAGGCUUGGGAGAAGGGUGUAUGGCAGAGUGAAACGCGCAUUCAUGAGAUGCAUGAGGUGUCGAAGGCGAAUCUUUAG
Messenger RNA from Fulvia fulva, 3849 nucleotides. RefSeq names its product Putative sulfate transporter. The transcript has 4 exons. The coding region runs from base 1 to 3849 and encodes 1282 amino acids. Gene Ontology annotation, molecular function: sulfate transmembrane transporter activity; FAD binding. Gene Ontology annotation, cellular component: membrane. Gene Ontology annotation, biological process: transmembrane transport. NCBI's taxonomy places the organism in Eukaryota, Fungi, Ascomycota, Dothideomycetes, Mycosphaerellales, Mycosphaerellaceae. The record is from RefSeq and is a predicted model, not a curated record.